AUGCAGAUAUAUUCUAUUCAUGUUGACGUUAUUCUGGGAGCAACUCACUUGUACGAUGACCAAGAUUACAAACUAGUGACAAAAUUCGAGAAGGUUGUCUACGAGUUCCAGCAUGAUAUUGUGUUAGGCAAACUGGUUGCACCAGUUGAGUUUAACCAAUACAUUGCACCGAUUAAACUGCCGAGAUCAACUGAUUACCUUGAAGGAGGAGCUUCUGUGUGGUUCAGUGGAUGGGGUUAUGUAUCUGACCAUGCUGAAUAUGUCAAUGAACUCAGGUUCCUUGAAUUGACUACGCUUGAUCAGGAACAAUGCAGCCCUAUCCCUAAUUAUUACGUGUGCACUGAUGGCAAUGAUGGAAAGUGCCCAUCGUUGGGUGGUGAUGAAGGUGGGGCACUUGUACAGAUCGUCGAUGGUGAAUGGACUCAUAUGGGUGUGAUGAGAUCUACUCAGUAUGAUGACUGUUCUAGAGGUGGACCCACUCGAUACACACGCACUCCUCCGAUGGUUGAUUUUAUUUACGCUACUGUUGGACCCAUCAACAAUUCAAAUUGA
This is a messenger RNA of Dalotia coriaria, 552 nucleotides long. RefSeq names its product mast cell protease 2-like. The coding region runs from base 1 to 552 and encodes 183 amino acids. Gene Ontology annotation, biological process: proteolysis. Gene Ontology annotation, molecular function: serine-type endopeptidase activity. Lineage: Eukaryota; Metazoa; Arthropoda; Insecta; Coleoptera; Staphylinidae. The record is from RefSeq and is a predicted model, not a curated record. The transcript has 4 exons.